Messenger RNA from Dermochelys coriacea (leatherback sea turtle), 3305 nucleotides. RefSeq names its product protocadherin gamma-A10-like. The record is from RefSeq and is a predicted model, not a curated record. Gene Ontology annotation, cellular component: plasma membrane. Gene Ontology annotation, biological process: homophilic cell-cell adhesion. NCBI's taxonomy places the organism in Eukaryota, Metazoa, Chordata, Testudines, Dermochelyidae. Gene Ontology annotation, molecular function: calcium ion binding.
AUGGGGCUGCAGAGCGGGGAGAUCCGGACAGCCCGCGCCUUUGCGGACAGAGAUGCCGUGAAGCACAGGCUGGUCACCCUGGUGAAGGACAACGGGCAGCCGCCUCUGUCCGCCACAGUGACUCUCAACCUGGUGUUUGCGGAGAACUUCCAAGAGGCUCUUCCGGAAAUGAGCGACCUAUCGGGUGACUCGGCAUCUCAGUCUGAUUUACAGUUCUACUUGGUGUUGGCUUUAGCCCUGAUCUCAUUUUUAUUUCUAAUUACAAUUAUAGUGGUGAUAGCCAUGAAAGUUAGAAGUUCAAAAGGUUCCUCUAUUCUUCAGUAUGUCAUGCCUGCUCUUUAUUCCAAGGCUGAUCCCAGAUUCCUACCAGAUUACAAAGAUGGGACCUUGCCGUAUUCCUAUAAUUUGUGUUUGGCUACAGACUGCGGGCAAAAUGGAUUUAACUUGCUUAAAAGUAGUGACCAUAACAUUACAUCUGAGAAUAUCCUUUGCAAUGACAACUCUGGGAUUUUACUUGGGAAUAAUUGUGGUUCUGAAGCACCCAAAUCCGGAUCCGAAACUCUUCUCAAGAGGAAUGGAAAGAGAGAUCCAGCCAACCCCACCCGCAGCUACACAGCACAGAACACAGAGAUCAGACUCAGAGGAAUUUUACAGAGAAAUAUUUAUGAAACAGGCUUAAUUUUAACAUCAGUGGUUGCGAAAAUAGGACUACGGUUAAAAGAAAAUCCAUACCUGACUGGGAAUCAGAGCACUAUAUACAUCCGGAGAAAAAUUGAGUAUAUACAAAGUCUCCGGGACUGCAAACGGCGAGCCCUGUUUUGUUUUUUAUUGGUUCCCGUUUGGGAGGCGGUUUCUGGUCAGAUUCGCUAUUCGAUCCCGGAGGAAACGCACACAGGCUCUUUCGGGGGGAAUAUAGCAAAGGAUUUGGGACUGGAUCUAAAAGAGCUCUCAGACUGCUGUGUCCGCAUUGUUGCCAGAGGUAGGAGUCAGUAUUUUGCUUUGAAUGUUAAGAGUGGCCAUUUAUACACCACAGACAGAAUAGACAGAGAGGAGAUCUGUGGCCGGAUAGGGAUAUGUUUGAUAAAGCUUGAGGUUCUCCUUGAGGAUAAAGCGAAGCUUUUUCCAGUUGAAGUUGAAAUCAUAGAUAUUAAUGAUAAUGCUCCAGGCUUCUAAUCAGAGAAAUUAGAGUUAAAAAUCAGCGAGACAACAGCAGUACAGACCCGGAUUUCCCUGCAGCGGUCGCAGGAUCCAGAUGUGGGAAUUAAUUCUAUCCAGAUAUAUCAACUGAGCGAUAAUAGGCAUUUCUCUCUGGAUGUGCAAACUAGAACCAAUGAUGUGAAAUAUGCCGAGCUGGUGCUGGAAAAGUCUCUAGACCGGGUAGAACAAGCUGUUCACGAUCUAAUCCUCACAGCCACUGACGGAGGAGAUCCAGUCAGGUCCCGCACUGCGCAAAUCCGCGUUAUUGUUCUUGAUGCAAAUGACAACGCGCCCGUUUUCACUGAGGCUAUCUAUAGAGCGAGGGUUUUGGAAAAUGUGCCGAAAGGUUCCACGGUGGUAUCAGUAAAAGCCACUGAUCCGGAUGAAGGAGUCAACAAAGAGUUAAAAUACUCAUUCAGAACAAUCGUGGGAAAAGGUUCCCAAAUAUUCCACUUGGAUUCUAGGACGGGAGAAGUAACAGUCGUGGGGAACUUGGACUUUGAGGAAUCCGCAUUAUAUGAAAUCGAAGUGCAAGCCCAUGACGGGGGAGGCCAUUUCGACAGAUCGAAAAUACUGAUCGUUGUUAGCGAUGUGAAUGACAACGCUCCAGAAUUAACAAUCACAUCUCUCGUCAACUCCAUCCCUGAGGACUCUCCCCGCGGAACUGUGAUCGCCCUUUUAAAUGUGCAAGAUCUAGAUUCCGGAGAGAAUGGGGAAGUCACGUGCUCCAUAUCCAGCAACCUCCCCUUCCGGCUGAAGAAAUUAUUAGAUAAUUAUUACAGUUUGGUGAUUGACAGAACCCUGGACAGGGAGCAGGCAUCGAAUUACAAUGUAACAGUUAUAGCCACGGAUCAAGGGACUCCUCCUUUGUCUUCAGUUACUUCCAUCUUUCUACAAGUUUCAGACGAAAAUGAUAAUCCUCCUAUAUUUAACCAGACGUCCUAUAUUUCGUACGUCAGAGAAAACAAUGUUAAAGGAGCUUCCGUUUGCUCUGUAAAGGCAAAUGACUACAACAUGGAGGACAACUCCCGAAUCACUUACUCCAUUACUGGAACUCAGAUCCAGGAAGUUCCGCUGUCCUCCUCCAUCUCCAUUAACUCCGAGACUGGGGCUCUCUACGCUCUGCGCUCCUUCGAUUACGAACAGUGCCGGGAGAUUCGGUUCCAAGUGCAGGCUCAGGAUGGGGGUUCCCCACCUCUCAGCAGUAAUGUCUCCGUCACUCUCUUUAUACUGGAUCAGAAUGACAACAGCCCACACAUCUUACACCCCUCCUUUCCCACCGAUGGCUCCACGGGAGUGGAGUUGGCCCCUCGCUCCUCCGAGCCGGGUUACCUGGUCACUAAGGUGGUGGCGGUGGAUGCAGACUCCGGGCAGAACGCCUGGCUCUCCUACCAGCUGCUGAAGGCUACAGAGCCGGGGCUCUUCUCUGUAGGACUCCACAGCGGCGAGAUCAGGACAGCUCGCUCCUUCGUAGACAAAGAUGCGCUCAAGCAAAGUCUGGUGGUUUCAGUGAAGGACAACGGGCAGCCCCCUCUCUCUGCCACGGCCACUGUCACGGUGGUGGUGACUGACAGCAUCCCCGAAAUCCUCUCCGAUUUAAGCAGCCUCUCAGCUCCUGCAGACCCCCAGUCCAGCCUCACCUUGUAUUUGGUGAUCGCCGUGGCUUCCGUUUCCUGCUUGUUCUUUACCUUUAUCAUAGUGUUACUUACCCUGAGGCUCCGCAGGUGGAGAAACUCGCAGCUGUUUGAUUCCUCGAGUGUGACUUUCAGGGCGCUCCCGUUUGUGGGGAUCGAUGGAGUCAGAGCUUUUGUUUACUCCUACUCACAUUAGGGUUCUCUAACCAUGGACUCCAGAAAAAGCCAAUUCAACUUCUCCAAAACAAACUAUUCAAAUACUCUGAGUAGUGAGCAAACUUGUGCGAUAAAGGAUCCUAUUCUAGUUAUUGAGGAUGUAAGCAUUAGUAACGGGGAUCGGACCUCUGUUUAGCAAGCUCAGCCUAACCCGGACUGGCGUUUCUCUCAGGCCCAGAGACCUGGAACCAGUAGCUCUCAGAAUGGAGAAGAAGGUGGAGCUUGGCCAAACAACCAGUUUGAUACGGAAAUGCUUCA